Mizuhopecten yessoensis (Yesso scallop) is the source of this 2770-nucleotide messenger RNA. RefSeq lists its product as uncharacterized. The transcript is spliced from 2 exons. The coding region runs from base 92 to 2290 and encodes 732 amino acids. NCBI's taxonomy places the organism in Eukaryota, Metazoa, Mollusca, Bivalvia, Pectinida, Pectinidae. The record is from RefSeq and is a predicted model, not a curated record.
GGCCUUAUGAGAAGGGGCUCUUGUCAAAUCGAUCACUUUUUCAUAAACGACAGGACGAACCUUUUUCAAGAGGCUACAUCGGGAUUGGUACAUGUGGCGACUGACUGUAUUCUGCCUCGGGGUUGGUCUGUUGGCCCAGGCCUACUCUGUUGAAUCCGAGGGAUCUCACAAGGAACUCCUCCAGAGAUUACUCCGGGUGCUUACUGAGAAGGCUAGUGAGGACGCACUCAGAGAAAUCACGCAUCAGUUUGAGGAACGUGGGAGUGGAAAUAAUAAAGGCGGCGAUAACGAUGACAACGCUGAGAAUGACGAUGACGCGGAUCUCGGACGUUUACUGGAAACGGUGCAGAGAAUAUGUACUGAGGCAGAUUUCGACGGUGUUCCCGUAUCGGUAAAGCAAACACUGGAGAAUAUUUGUUCCGUCCUCGACGAUGAGGACAAUGAAGGUGAGGAUGAAGACUUGGAUUCAUCAGAAGACGGAGAAGACACGGAAACAUCAGAGGACGGAAUAGAAACAAUGGGUAAACCAAAACCAUCUAAACUUAAGGAGACAGUUAAAAAAGCUUUAAGCUCGCUUGUUAAAUCAUGCAAGGCUAUUCAGAAAUCGGACGCUGGCACGGGACCGGAACGCGACAUGUUAGAAGAAAUGUGUGAAGCAUUAAAUGACGGUAAAGGUAAAAGUAACAUAGACGAAAGACGUAAAGAUCCCAAUGCAAAGACACUCAAGUUAUUUAAGAAAACAUUAUCAUCCCUCGAAGAUUUGUGUGAAAACGACGCUAUCGACGCUCUUAAGAUGAAGGUUGGCGGAAGACCUGUCGGUGAGAUCUUUGACAUUGUCUGCCAGAUAAUAUCAGGCGGACCUAGUCCAACAGAAGAGCCGAAACCAACUGGUGGACCAAAACCAACUGGAGAACCAAAACCAACCGACGAGCAAAUAAAGCGCGCAUUAGGCAUGUUGAAGAAAGCAUGUAAAGCUAUAGAAAAAACAAACGACGGACAAGGUCCCGCUCGUGUCGUCAUUGAGGAAAUUUGUCAGUCAGUGACAGGAAAUAAAGAUGACGACAAAAAACCGAACAGUUCAGAACAAAGACGCGGGAAAAAACCCAGUGAAAAUGCUCGCUUAUUUCAGGAUACGCUGGCAGCUCUAACUGAUAUAUGUGACAAAAGCGUCCCCGCCACAAAGGGCGAUAAAAUGUGGGGUAAAACGUUUGAUGAUCGUUUUGAUACAAUCUGCGACAUUAUAGAUGGUGAAGGCGUUUAUCCAACCGAUGGACCAAAACCAACAGGAAGACCUAAGCCAACUGGAGGACCAAAACCAACUGGAGGACCAAAGCCAACUGGAGGACCAAAGCCAAUUGGAGGACCAAAACCAACUGGACGACCUAAGCCAACUGGAGGACCAAAACCAACUGGAGAGCCUAAGCCAACUGGAGGACCUAAGCCAACUGGAGAACCCAAACGAAGAGGACAAGUUGGCGGUAUGGAAAAAAGACGGAAACCCAAACCAACGGAUAUCAAAAAGCAAGUAAAACACGCUAUAGGCUUGUUAAGCAGAGCGUGUUGGGUCGUUGAGACAUCGAGCGUGGGAAUUGGACCCGCCCGCGUAGUUAUCGAAGAAAUUUGCAUAACAUUAAAUUACGAUAACGACGAAGAAGAAAAAGAAGGCGGCGAUGAAACAGAAAAACGUGGAGGUCCCCUUGGCAAAUGGCGAUUAUUUGAAGAUGCAAUAUCAGCCCUAAGAAACGUGUGUGAAAACGAUGCUAUCGACAACCUUGAUAUGCAGAUAGGCGGAAGACCAAUCGGUGAUAUCUUAGACGUAGUCUGCGGUAUAAUUGAUAGUGAAGACGAAGGCGGACCGAGUCCAACUGGAGGACCCAGACCAACUGGAGGACCAAGACCAAGUAGAGGACUCCAACCAACUGGUAGACCAAGACCAACUGGAGGACCCAUACCAAGAAGAGGACCCAGACCAGCUAGGGGACGCAGUUGGUCUUUGUCCUCUACUUGGUCUUGGUCCUCCAGUCGAUCUGGGGGGUCCGCCAGUUGGUCUUCGUCCUCCAGAUGGUCUGCUGGAGGACCAAGACCAAGUAAAGGACCCAGACCGUUUGGUAGACCAAGACCAACUGGAGGACCCAGACCAACUGGAGGACCCAGGCCGACUGGAAGACCAAUAGAUAUAAAAGUCAAAUUCUAUAUCAGUGUGUUGAAGAAAAUUAAUCAAGCGUGUUCUGAUAAUGAUGACACCUCAAUAGACGCCCUUCUCCAGGCUAUCUGCGAAGUUCUUAACUGAUGAAUGUCGCCAAGACAUUUUUAUAAAUAACAGGCACUUCAAUAUAACAUAGCACUGGACAUAUUAUAAAAGGUACUUAUUAUUGCAAGCAAACUUAACAUUUAAUCAAGGAAAAAGUUGAUAUGUUUAAAUGUAUAAUGAAUCUUAUAAGUUAUCUUGUGUAAAGAAAAAAUGAAAUACAGUAUGAACAUUUCUGCUGAAAUAAAUAUUACGCUGGCUUGCCAUACAGAUUUUGUUUUCUGGGUUAUGCUACAACGAUAUGGAAUCAGUUUCCAAACCAGCACAAUAUUUUCAAAAUAACUUUGUCUGAUUUUGUUCUGAAAUAUCAAGGUAUGAUAGAUUUUGUGAUUAUUUUGGCGAUAAAAAGUGAAGGAUGAGUUCGAAGAUUGAAUAGAGAAUGAUGUCCAAAAAAAGAAAGAAAUGAAAGAGGUAAGGAAAGCCUGUAUACAAUACAAUUCGAGACAAAUCUCCAGAAAUAAA